Molecule: messenger RNA, 3315 nt
Organism: Diprion similis
Lineage: Eukaryota; Metazoa; Arthropoda; Insecta; Hymenoptera; Diprionidae
Gene: Rox8
Product: nucleolysin TIAR
Exons: 3
Coding region: 543-1721 (392 amino acids)
Molecular function (GO): RNA binding
Source: RefSeq, a predicted model, not a curated record
GGUUGCUUAGAACAACACGUGCCCCUUUGAUAUUGGUAACCUUAAGUUUUGCAAGGCGGGUAGAUAUCGUCGCGAGAGAAAUAAUCGUAAUAUCAUCGCGUGGCGAUUGUGGAAGGUUUCGAAAAUUGGAAAGGCGAUCGAGGCAGAAGUCCGUGGCUGUGUCGCCGGGGCGAGCGGCGGGGUUCGUUCUUAAACGCGUGUAUUAAUUGCAAGGAUGAUUGGGGGGAAAGCGGCUCGCGGCAGUGGUUGAAGUCGAGCGGUAGAGCGGCCAUUUUAUGUUAGUAUGACGUAGUCGAGGCUGGGUGUAGCUUAACGUCGAGACUGCCGUCCGUGUUGUCCCUGGUACUGUAACGCGAGGAAGGGAAAGGUCCGAGUACUCUGAUGCUGGGGUCGAGGUAGAUGUCCGCGUCGCGCACUGGAGGUGUGAUUUGUAAAUAUUAACCGCAGGGUGCAGCUAGCGUGGAAGCGAAGCGGGCGAGCAGCGGCGAAACGUGCAUUAAACUCGGUGAUUGUGGAGCGCGAGGAGCGUCGUCGUCGCAAGCAUGAGCGAGGAAAGCAACCCGCGUACGCUGUACGUCGGAAACCUGGACGCUUCGGUGUCCGAGGACCUUUUGUGCGCCCUCUUCUCGCAGAUCGGCGCCGUCAAGGGGUGCAAGAUAAUACGCGAACCCGGCAACGACCCUUAUGCCUUCGUCGAGUUCACUAACCACCAGAGUGCCGCCACCGCGCUCGCCGCGAUGAACAAGCGGCACUUCCUCGACAAGGAGAUGAAGGUUAACUGGGCCACGAGCCCGGGUAACCAGCCGAAGCUCGACACGAGCAACCACCAUCACAUAUUCGUCGGCGAUUUGUCGCCGGAGAUCGAGACCCAGACGCUCAAGGAGGCCUUCGCGCCCUUCGGGGAGAUCAGCAACUGCAGAAUCGUCCGGGACCCUCAGACCCUCAAGAGCAAAGGCUACGCUUUUGUCUCCUUUGUUAAAAAGUCAGAGGCCGAGGCUGCCAUCUCUGCGAUGAACGGCCAAUGGCUCGGAUCCCGCAGCAUCAGGACAAAUUGGUCCACCAGGAAGCCGCCGCCUCCGAGGUCCGAGCGGCCGAGGCACACCAACAACAGCAAACCCAAUUACGAGGAGGUUUACAACCAAAGCAGCCCCACCAACUGCACCGUUUACUGCGGAGGCUUCACGAACGGCAUUACGGACGAGCUCAUCACCAAGACUUUCUCGCCAUUUGGCACCAUUCAGGACAUCAGAGUCUUCAAGGACAAGGGGUACGCGUUCAUCAAGUUUACCACUAAGGAGUCAGCCACGCACGCUAUCGAGUCCACUCAUAAUACAGAGAUUAACGGUAGCGUCGUCAAGUGCUUCUGGGGCAAGGAGAACGGCGAUCCUAAUAGCGUUGGGCCUAAUGCCAAUCAGCAGCCUCAGCAGGUGACAACUGGUGGAGGUCAAUAUCCGUACGGAUAUGGACAGCAAAUGGGGUACUGGUAUACGCAGGGAUACCCACAGAUGCAGGGACAGUUUCUGCAGCCGACUCAGUACUACAGUCAAUACUACGGCCAGCAGGCGCAGUACAUGAACAGCAUGAGGAUGCCGGCACCAGCGACUGGAGCGUGGCAACCCGGCCAGGGAUCAGCUGCAGCGCCUUCGGCGACCGCACCUCUGCAGCCGGGCCAACAGCCAGCCAUGGUAGCCUACACCAUGCCUCAGUAUCCGACCCAAUGAAACAGAGACGACCGCCAACCAUACCCGAUUCAGAACGAAAUAGAAUUCAAGUGCGGGAAACGAGAGUCUUUUUGAGAGUCAGGGGGGAGGAGGAGGGGCCUCUAUCUCUUUCAGUCACACUCUUGUAUUGUGUAUGUAAACGAGACGCUGAGAAGAUGAAAAAAAAAGAAAACGUACACUUCUUUUCUUUUUCUUUCUUUCCUUUUUGAAAAAUAGAAUUUGUAGUUCGUUCUUUGAUAUAUAAAAAAAAAAAACAACAAAAAAAAACUAAAAAACAACAACAAAAUGAUAAUACCACUUAUUUAUAUUAAAAUCAACCUUUCCAAUUUUUGUGAUUUUUCUUGUUCUUCUGAUACUUCUACUUUUUCUAUUUAUCUUCUUCUUCUUCUUCUUCUGCGUAAUAAUGAUAAAGUAUAUGAAACUCAACGUAACAAAUACUAUGAUGACGAAUUGAAACUGUAAUUUUCCGGCACUAUAGUAGUAUUGGUAGCAGGGGUAGUAGUCGUAUUGAUAGUAGAAGUUAUACUUGCAGUAGAAACUCAACUUAUUCGUUACUUUUCCUUAUUUAUUUUAUUUUUUACUUUAUUUUCCAAAAAAAAAAGAGGAUAAUUUUGUAUAAACUAUUAUUUUUAUUACCUUACGAAAGCCGGAAGAGAAUCACAGAUCAUUUCAUUCUAUCACAGAGAUCUUGAGCAAACUUGAAUCCUCUUCUCUCUCUCUUUCUCUCUCUCUCUCUCUCUCUCUCUCUCUCUCUCUCUCUAAUUCGCGUUCGUUCGACAAUAUUCUCUUUCUUUUUUCUUCAUCUUCGACUCAAAAUUUAGUUAUACAGUACAACAUAUAUAUUAUACUUGAAUGAAAAUGAACACAAUAACAACCAUAACAACAACAACAACAAACAAAAGAAUGAAUGGAUAAAUAAAUAAAAGAAUAAAGGUUGAUUUUAUAAAUCCAAGUAGUAUGUAUCGCAGAUUCUUAUGUAUCCAAUUUUCGUAAAACAAAAAGAAAAGAAAAGAGGAAACGUGCGCCUUCGUGUUUUUUUUGUUUUGUUUCUUUUUCUUCUUCUCACACUCUCUCUUUUUACUUACAAACCAUUAAGAAUACAAAUGUAGUUUUGUUUUCGACAACAAUAAUGACGACAAUGACAACAAUAAUGUGUCUUUCAGAAAAUAAGCCUACAUGAUCUUAAGAACUCUGCGCACAGCUGCCUAGUGUUGAAACGUAUGAAAGAAAAAGAAACACAUGAUAAAACUGUAUCAACAUCUCCAUGUUUUUGCAAGUGCCGAAACAAUUUUCCGUCAUUCGUCUUCGGUUGCUUCUUUACCUGGCUACUUCAGCCGUUAGAGUUUCAAUGUUAACAAGUUACUUCGUUCGCAACUUUAUAAGCAGGGUUGCAUACUUAUAAAUAUAUACCUUAUAAUUAUAGAAUCUUAUAUUUUUACCUCGUUAAUUCUUCAAAGCAAAAAAGCAGGACUAAAUUUCAGGAACACAGAAAGUCCGUAGAGUUCUUAUGAGUAGGAGUAUAGAUAGAAGUGAAAAAGGGAAAAGCUUAAAAAAUAUUGUUACACAAAUAUACUGAUAUGAAAUUUGAGGAAAA